Messenger RNA from Gekko japonicus, 1329 nucleotides. It is a transcript of the gene IPCEF1, whose product is annotated as interaction protein for cytohesin exchange factors 1. The transcript is spliced from 10 exons. Lineage: Eukaryota; Metazoa; Chordata; Lepidosauria; Squamata; Gekkonidae. The record is from RefSeq and is a predicted model, not a curated record.
AUGGCAGCUGAUGGUAAAGUUCCUAUUCCCUUGCGUCAGAAGACGAGGAAGAAAAGUCAAGGAAUUUGUGUAAUGAGCCGCCGAAGGAUCUCCUGUAAGGAUUUGGGACUAGCUGAUUUCCAGGGAUGGCUUUACAAGAAAAAGGAAAAAGGAAGUUUUAUUGGCAACAAAUGGAAAAAGUUCUGGUGUGUGCUGAAGGGUUCAUCGUUAUACUGGUAUAGCAAUCAAUUGGCAGAGAAAGCAGAAGGUUUCCUCAGCCUUCCAAACUUCACAGUGGAGCAAGCCACAGAGUGCAAGAAAAAGUAUGCUAUCAAAAUCACCCAUCCACAGAUCAAGACAUUUUAUUUUGCAGCAGAGAAUGCAGAGGAAAUGACUAUAUGGCUAAAUAAACUAGGCCUGGCUGUUGUCAAGCAAGUCAACAAAAAGAAUGAGGAAGAGUGCUAUAGUGAGAGUGAUCAGGAAGAACCAGAAAUAAACACGGAGACACCACCCCCUCCAUAUUCAGACCAAAAGUAGUUAACCCCUAAUGUCCAGCAAGAGCCUUCCUCAUCAUCCCAUGUAUCCAGUUCUUUAUCCUCCCCUGAAAGCAGUAGGAAGUUACGAGGCUUUUCUUCUUCUUCAUUGUCCAAAGCAUUGCAUCCAGAGAGACAGUCAUGGCUUGACUUUGUUAACAGCUCUUCCACUGUGGAAGAAGUAGACAAUCCAUCUUCAGCUGUCACUUAUGACUCUAAAGAUCCUGAUUGCCUGAUAAUGACAGACUGUAACAAAACAGUGGAAAGUGGUAUUGUGGAACCGGAGAACAGCUUUCAGAACUCUUUAAGCAAAGGUGCACCUGCAUUAGAUGGGGACAGGGAUAACAUAGCUGAGCCUGGAAAAACAGCACUGAAAGCUCAACCUAAAGAUGGACAGGAGAGAUGCUCUGGUGGCCGGGGACUGGAGCCCGAUCGUGCCGCUGCCGUGGUCAUCCUUGCCCCAGCGGAAGUCGCCGCCCGCCAAGCGUGCAGCCAGACGACAGAUGGUACAGGCACUCCAGUGGAGGGAGGGGGCCAGAACAAGCCUGCCGCCGUCACCCAAGCCCAGCCACAAAUGGCCAACCUGGCAUCCGCUGAGGCAGCCCGGCAGCCCCCACCUCACCUCUCCCUGCUUGCCCCCCGCAGGGAUGGGCCUCUGGAGGCCCCCCCACUAGCUUUCCCCACUUACCCGCAGAACUGCCUGGAUGGCAACAGGCCUCUGGAGGCCCCCGCACCACCUCUUCCCGCUUGCCCGUUGAGCCGGACGGAAGGCCUCCAGGGGCCCCGCGCCACCUCUCCCCACUUGCCUACCGAGUAG